This is a messenger RNA of Asparagus officinalis (garden asparagus), 3290 nucleotides long. RefSeq names its product kinesin-like protein KIN-7K, chloroplastic. The coding region runs from base 65 to 2797 and encodes 910 amino acids. The transcript is spliced from 25 exons. Gene Ontology annotation, biological process: microtubule-based movement. Gene Ontology annotation, molecular function: microtubule binding; ATP binding; microtubule motor activity. The record is from RefSeq and is a predicted model, not a curated record. NCBI's taxonomy places the organism in Eukaryota, Viridiplantae, Streptophyta, Magnoliopsida, Asparagales, Asparagaceae.
GCCGCUGAGUGAGCGGGAGUUUCAGCGUGGGGAUGAGAUUGCUUGGUACGCUGACGGGGAUAAGAUGGUGAGGAGCGAGUAUAAUCCGGCCACAGCUUAUGCAUUUGACAAAGUUUUUGGUCCUGCCACAACGUCAAAGGCCGUUUAUGAUGUUGCUGCUCAGCCAGUUGUUAAGGCUGCAAUGGAAGGCAUUAACGGUACCGUUUUUGCCUAUGGUGUUACAAGUAGUGGGAAGACUCAUACAAUGCAUGGUGAUCAGAGAUGUCCUGGAAUCAUACCAUUGGCCAUCAAAGACGUUUUCAGUAUAAUUCAAGAUACUCCGGGAAGAGAGUUUUUACUUCGUGUUUCAUAUCUUGAGAUUUACAACGAGGUGAUAAAUGAUUUACUUGAUCCCACGGGGCAAAAUCUGCGCGUCAGAGAAGAUGCUCAGGGAACUUAUGUUGAGGGAAUAAAGGAAGAAGUUGUUUUAUCUCCUGGACAUGCACUUUCCUUUAUUGCUGCUGGUGAAGAGCAUCGCCAUGUGGGUUCUAAUAACUUUAACUUGUUUAGCAGUCGGAGUCACACUAUCUUUACACUGAUGAUUGAGAGCAGUGCUCAUGGCGAUGAAUAUGAUGGAGUGAUGUACUCUCAACUGAAUCUGAUUGAUCUAGCUGGCUCUGAAAGUUCCAAAACGGAGACAACUGGGCUAAGGAGAAAGGAGGGAUCAUAUAUAAACAAAAGUCUUUUAACUCUUGGAACUGUAAUCGGAAAGCUAAGUGAUGGAAAGGCUUGUCAUAUACCUUAUCGUGACUCUAAGUUGACUCGCCUUCUACAAUCGUCUUUGAGUGGCCACGGUCAUGUGUCGCUUAUUUGCACAGUUACUCCUGCAUCUAGUAAUAUGGAAGAAACACAUAACACAUUGAAGUUUGCAAGUAGGGCAAAGCGUGUUGAGAUUUAUGCUUCUCGUAAUCGGAUUAUAGAUGAAAAAUCACUUAUCAAAAAGUACCAGAAAGAAAUAUCAGUGUUAAAACAAGAGCUUGAUCAGCUUAGGAGUGGGAUGCUUCCUGGUAUCACUCACGAGGAAAUUCUGAGCCUGAAGCAACAGCUUGAAGAAGGUCAAGUAAAGAUGCAAUCUCGUUUGGAGGAGGAAGAAGAAGCAAAAGCUGCUUUGAUGAGUAGAAUACAAAGAUUAACCAAGCUAAUACUUGUUUCCACAAAAAAUACUAUUCCCGGAUGUUUAAGUGAACCUGGUCACCAGAAUCCAGAAGACGAUAAAUUGGAUCUUCUGCGUGAAGGUUCUCCAAAACUUCUCGAAACUGAGGGCUCCUUAAAGGAUGGCAUCAGUCCUAAUGAAGAGAAUCCUUCAUUGAGUAGCCUCACAGAAGCUGCACAAGGUGGAAAUGCAAACGGUGACAAGCUCUCAAUGGCUGGGAUAACGAUGUCAGAUCAAAUGGAUCUCCUUGUGGAGCAGGUUAAAAUGCUUGCCGGAGAGAUUGCUUUCAGUACCAGUACACUGAAACGAUUAGUAGAGCAGUCUGUCAAUGAUCCAGAUGGCUCACAAGUUCAAAUUCAGAACUUGGAAAGAGAAAUCCAGGAGAAAAGGAGACAAAUGAGGGCCUUGGAGCAACGGAUUAUGGAGAGUGGCGACGCAUCAGUAGCCAAUGCAUCGUUGGUUGAUAUGCAGCAGACUAUCAUGAAGUUGACGACGCAGUGCAGCGAAAAGGGAUUUGAACUAGAGUUAAAAACAGCGGACAACCGUAUCCUUCAGGAGCAACUACAGCAGAAGUGCACUGAAAACAACGAACUUCAAGAGAAAGUUCUCCUUCUGCAGGAGCAGAUAAAUUCAAUGAAAACCGAUAUGCAAUUAUCAUCUCCAGAACAGACCUUCUCAACUGAAAUUGCUGAGUUGAGGAGCAGAUCACGAUCUCAGGAGACUGAGAAUAAGAAAUUAACACAGGAGCGCCUUAAGCUCAUAGACGAGAACCGAGGUUUGCUUAGUCAAAACCAGAAACUAGCAGACGAAGCUUCUUAUGCGAAAGAAUUGGCCUCUGCUGCUGCAGUUGAACUUAAAAACUUGGCCGAGGAAGUAACCAAACUCUCAUUGGAAAAUGCAAGACAAGCACAGGAGUUAUUAGUUGCUCAAGAGAUGGCAUACUCUAGAAGUAACAGUGUCAUUCGGAAGAAUGAAGGUGUCAAAUUGGGGAGAAGAAAUAAUGAAUUUGAUGAUAUGAAGAUAGAGUUGCAAGUAAGGAAGCAAAGAGAAGCUGCUCUGGAAGCUGCUUUAGCUGAAAAGGAGAUCCUAGAAGAGGAAUACAAAAGAAAAUUUGAUGAAGCCAAGAAAAGAGAAGCAUCUUUAGAGAAUGAUUUAGCUGGCAUGUGGGUGCUCGUUGCUAAACUGAAGAAAGGUGGUUCGGAUAUAUCUGAGUUUGGAGCUGAUGAAAGGGCUGCCAAUGGAGCAGAUUUCACGAAUGACCAGAAAGAGAAUAAAAAUGAUAAUAAUAACGCUUUUGCGAAAGAAAGGCAGAUAUCUAAUGGAUUGAUAAAGCCAAACGGUGAGCAGUUGAAUCACAGUCCGGAAUUUGAACCUCUGCUCAACCGUUUGAAGGCCAAAAUCCAAGAGAUGAAGGAGAAAGAACUGGACUCUGUAGGGAACGGGGACACAGAUUCUCAUGUUUGUAAAGUUUGCUUUGAAUCUCCUGCAGCUGCAGUUCUACUUCCAUGUCGGCAUUUUUGUUUGUGUAAACCUUGUUCACAAGCUUGUUCUGAGUGCCCUCUUUGUCGCACAAAAAUUACAGAUAGGAUUAUUGCUUUUACAUAGUAAAUUGGCAACUCUGGAUUCAGGGCGGCUCUAUUCUCUUGUUCCUCUGUCUUAUGUAUAAUUGAUGCCAGUUUAAUUCUUUCGUUGUUCUUCGAAAGGUAUAUUGCCAUUUCCUUCUACAAGUGCAAUUAAUUUCCCCUCAAUUUUAUAGGCUAGUUUGAUUCGGCCUGCAGCUUAUUUCAUUUUAAAUUUUUUUUUACCCCUUUUGUUUCCUUUUUUGAGGGGAAUGAAAUGUACAUGAAAAAUAUCUCCUGCUGCAAAUAUGUACAGAAGCACGAGAAUUGCUAUUGUAAUAGAAUCAGUUAAAAGGGUACAAAAUAGUGACCAGAGAUUCAGGGGAGCCGCUAGUUCCCCCUUCGGUGUUGCUUGUUACGUUCAUUUCUCAGACUCUUAGAUUGUGGCAAUUCACAAUCAACAAAUACUUUAAAAUUGUGUAGUAAAUGAGCUAAUUACUCUUUUCUUAUCUAUUAAAAAUAAUCAGAACUUUGUUCAA